AGUUAAGUUAUCUUCGUUACAGGUGGAUAUGACGGUAUCCUCUCUCUUAUCCAUGGCGGCCACCGCCUCAGCCGCUGCCCUAACCAUGUUAAUAUACAAGGCUUGCCGCAAGAGCUUCCUUCAACGCCCCGACAAAGGGGACCUUUCAACGCUCGGUCCACAAUGCGAACCCGAAUGCAAUCCAUGUGGCAAGAUCCUAUUCUUUUCCCGAAUCGGAACGUCAAAAGCUCUGGCGCAGCACCUCCGCUAUAUGUUAGCCUCAAACGGUGUUACUUUAGAGCUCGUAGAUACGGUUGAUUACGAGCCCGAAGACCUACCUAAGGAGAACCUCGUCCUCAUUGUUGCUUCAACUGCGGAACAUUGGAACCGAUCUCCGCCACAACCGCCUAUCAGCACGAAAGAUACCUCCCUACGUCUUGCAGAAGAGGACUUCGCCAGGUGGCUCAAGGAGAAAGUGAGUAACUUUGAGGGUGAAGUGUUUGCUGUGAAGGCUUGCACUUUCAGUGCGUUUGGUGUGGUCGGUAGGGUUUCCGAAGAUGGCAAGAAUUUGAUGGCUAAGGCCGCCAAUCACAUUAGGGAUUUGGGUCACGCCACUCAAUUCAACCCUGAUUUUGAUUUUGACAACUGGUGGCAAAGGGCUGUCGGGGUUUUGAAAGGUGCAGUUUUGGAAGAUACAGUUGCUGUUGGCAAGUGCCAGCAAUCUGAACCUGAUCGCUUUUAUGUUUUUGUGGAAAAUGUUGAGGGUGUGGGUUCUUCUACUACCUUCACCCGCAAGAUGUUAACUGUCACUGAGGCGGACUUGAUGAAGAAUGGCUGUGUUGAUCUUGAAGAAGCAGGUCCUGUUACUCCUCUUGCCAAAGGUAUAAAAAUUGAUUCCUCGCUAUCACAGUCCCUAGAAUUCUGUUCCGUUGGUGGUGUCUUGUACUUCGUCCCUGGUAGGUUGAUGGGUGGUAUUCCAAAAGAAUAUGGGGUGAUCAUGGACCUACAUUACCCCAAAAAAUUCUGGUGCCUCAAAUACGAUGGUUCUACUUGGAUUUGGAAAUUAUUGGGUAACACGUUCAUCAGUCGUAAUAGAGCUUUAGUAGUCCCAUAUGAUGGCAAGUUGUUAAUCUUUGGGGGUGGUUGGAUUGAGAUCUAUGACCCAAAAUCAGAUUACUGGGAUAGAAGGGAAGUACCUUAUAACGCCUUGAUUCAAGGUUCUAUGGAUCCUGAAUCUUACUUUUUGUGGGAGGACAAGAGCACCAAGCAUCAUAAGACCCUCAUUUUCUUGUAUCGUUUUAGUAAGUUGGGAGGACGAUCGAUUGUGUCAUAUGAUGUUGAAGCAAACAGAUGGAAACCCAUUGAGUGCCAAUUUCCGAAAAUUCGUCGUGAUGUGUUCUGUACUACAAAACUUGUUCUUUUGGGAUCUAGUGAUUAUCUCCUAGUUGUUGAGGAGCUAGCCUCUAAUUGGUAUGUGUACGACUUGUCUAGGAGGAUGGUUAUGGCAGAUCUGCAUAUAGAUGGUCUGGACGAUACUUGGCGGGUGUUGCAUGUUUUCUGUUGUCAUCACAACCAGAAAGAAAAAGAAAGUCUGAUUUAUAUGUUCAUGCAACAGAAUGAAUCUGGGCUUCAUGACCUUGUUCAUUAUGCCAGAGUCAAGCUCAAAACGGAUAGUCUUUUUUCUGUCAAGGUUGAAUCCAAGGGUUAUUUUAAAGUUGGUCCCUAUACCAAACUCUAUAUGUUUGCUGUUGGAGACGAAGACAUUGAAGGGAAGAAUGCAGCUUAGUUGUUGUUGUUGUCCUCUAUUAACCCCAUGUUCGUAAACUUCUUUUUUAAACCACACAGAAAUAAAGAAUGAUAAACAACAU
Messenger RNA from Arachis duranensis, 1847 nucleotides. RefSeq lists its product as uncharacterized. The transcript is spliced from 2 exons. Gene Ontology annotation, molecular function: protein binding; FMN binding. Lineage: Eukaryota; Viridiplantae; Streptophyta; Magnoliopsida; Fabales; Fabaceae. The coding region runs from base 29 to 1765 and encodes 578 amino acids. The record is from RefSeq and is a predicted model, not a curated record.